AUGGGGUCCACUCAAUUCGGGAACUUUCACGCAGAUACUGACCGCACACCCGUAUGGGUACCACAGGACUUCUGUCGCGACUCAACUUUACCAGUCUGCAACCUUUUCACUAAUAAAACUGCGACUGUUGCCUUCGGCGCGUGCGAUCUGACCGGCAUUCCUCUCAGUGGGGAUAGACACCUUCGGAACUUAGGUUCGAUUCUGCUAGCCUUCAUUGCCAUUGUUUUAACCGUGGGUAUGAUAUGGAGAUCUGACAAGAAGCACGCUGCCGUCGGCCGGAGGGAAAUGCAAUUGUUCUUGCUGGGUUUCAUCAUCAUUGAGAUCUGCGAGAUCUUCACAGUGGGUGGCUUUCCGCUGAGCGACGCAGUUCGAAAGGUACGAUUUCUACAGAAUAUAUUCAAGGCCUUGGCUGACGGAAGUAUCCAGGGGUUUUCUGCAGUACACAUCGCCGCAAUCACUGCUACUUGCUGGGUCCUUCUCAUGAACGCACUUGUCGGCUUCCAGUUGCUCGACGACGGCACCGCAGCUUCCAUCGGCCUUAUCUGCGCAUCUGCUGCGGCCUUUUUCAUCGGUACAGGCUAUAUCGCCUUGGACACCGGAUUCCAUUGGACUGGUCGUUUCCAGUCAAGCUAUGACAAACUAAACCGCAACAUCGCCCUUUAUGUUCUGUACCAACUUUUCCCACUCGUCUGCAUUGUCUUGUUUUACAUCCUAGAGGCCGUACUGGUCCUUCGGGUCCUGGGCGAGUUCCGACCAAUGCUGUAUCUCACCGGUGCUGGCGUGUUGUUUGCAAUUGGCCAGGUCUUCAAUUAUGUGAUCAGCACCCACCUAUGCCAGGCCUCAGACGGCAAGAUCAAUGGAGCUUUAUUUGAGACUCUCUUCACCCUCCUUUCUGUCUCCGGGGUCUGGGCCUUCUGGAGCAGUAUCACUGAAGACGACUGGCCUCUACCUGUGGGUGGCGGUGGCUACAACUGA
Penicillium vulpinum is the source of this 975-nucleotide messenger RNA. RefSeq names its product chitin synthase export chaperone. Gene Ontology annotation, biological process: protein folding. NCBI's taxonomy places the organism in Eukaryota, Fungi, Ascomycota, Eurotiomycetes, Eurotiales, Aspergillaceae. The transcript has 6 exons. Bases 1 to 975 code for a protein of 324 amino acids. Gene Ontology annotation, cellular component: endoplasmic reticulum membrane. The record is from RefSeq and is a predicted model, not a curated record.